AUGCGCUCCCUGGGGGGCGUGCGGCAGCAGCAGCCGCAGCUGCAGCAGCACCAGCCGCAGCAGCAGGAGCAGCAGCAGCAGCAGCAGCAGCAUCAUGAUGCUGCUCGCUCCUUCUUGGGGCGCCGGCGCGGCGCAUGCGGCUUGACGUUUGGGGCUGUUUGUUUGCUGCUGAUUGCAUGCGUUUGCUGCUGGGCCGCGCCAGCUGUCCUGGGGUUUCCUAUGGAUGCAACACGCAACGCGGAGCUGCAGCAGCAGCGGGAGCAGCAGCAGCAGCAGCAGCAGCAGCAGGAACGCGAGCAAGCAGCUCUUGCUCUUCUCACUCUACAUGAAAAAUACAGCCCACCAAACUGCAAGUAUCACCCGCUGCCUUUCUCCCUCAACAGCUUCAGUCUCCUGAGUAACAACGGGGAGAUUAUUUUAUCUGAUGUCUUUGGGCUGCCGGGGGCUUGCGAAGAAGAAGAACAUCAUCUCCGCUUUUCUCUGCCUCCUCAUGUUAAGGACGGUCGCACUGUGCUUUCCGUUAGCCUGGACCUUCAUCGGGACAGCUUUGUGGAGUUUAAAUAUAUUGAGCUGUACAGACAGCCCAAACAAAACGCCCUUCCUAUCCCUCUCAAACACAGCCAAGCAGACGCAGCAAAGCUGGAGGAGAGGAGGCGUACAGCUCAGCAGACAGCUACCAUAUUGGAGGGUGCGGGAGGGGCGAAGACGCGCGCGGUGCUCAGCGCCCCCAUAACAGACCCUGAAGGAGCGUUUCUAUACUACCUUACACUGGCGGACGAAGGGCUGUCCUUUGAAAGCCCUGUGGAGACGCCCUUUGUGCUGAACUUCGCUGGGGAGGAGCCGUGGAAGCCGUUCACUCGCGCUGUCUUUCAGACGGCAGUGCGGGUGCCUCCCCGUCUGCAUCGCUUUGUACGCAUUUAUAUGCGCGUCUCUUUUCGGUUUGUGUCUGGCCCCUUCCAACUGCUGCUCGAACUGUUUGAUGAGGAGACACCGCCAGACGCGGCUGCUACGCAGCCUGCAUGCGUAUUGGGGUGCCUUGGGGGGACGCCCACCUACAACGGCCAGCUGUUCGAUCACGCGAUGCCGACGGGCUACAUCUACAAACUUUGGCUUCUAGUGGGGGACCCGAUGUACUUCGACAACAAAAACACCCAAUGCAUGCAAUUUGACUUUGAAUAUUCCCUCAAGUUUGAGUCGCGAAUGACUCCAUUCGAAGUGACAACGCAUUCGUGGAUGUGCCCCUUCGCUCGACUGCCUGGGCUGAUUGUACAGCUGAAGAAAGAUGCAGAGGACGCAAUUAUAUCAGACGAAUUGGGCGUCAUUAAAAUGCACUCCAUUGACCUUAAGGACUGGUGA
Molecule: messenger RNA, 1356 nt
Organism: Eimeria acervulina
Lineage: Eukaryota; Apicomplexa; Conoidasida; Eucoccidiorida; Eimeriidae
Exons: 12
Coding region: 1-1356 (451 amino acids)
Source: RefSeq, a predicted model, not a curated record